CUUUAAUCGUGGAGAAGGAAUUAUUAUUCUGUGCAACUAAUAAAAAGAUUAGCGUGCAGGAAAAUUUAGUGAUUCCGCUCGGUUGCUAUAACGAGAGCUAGUGACAAAAAAGUUCACUAGCAACUCCAGGAUCGCCUUAAAUACUACGAAGAAGAAGAAGAAGACCGUGGUUUGUGAGGUCAUGUAAGAUGCAGUGAGGUUAGGUUACCACGAACCACGAAAUGAAAAUUAUAUUAUAAUAAUCUUGAUAUUUGAUCAUUGUGUUAUUCUUCAAAAUGACGCAAAUCGUAUCAGAAGAUAACGAAUUAAGGAAAUUGCUUACUAGUCCAGCCAAAAAUGCGAGCGAAGAUGGAUCCAUGGCUCCACCGUUAUCGACGAGUGUACCGAAGCUGAGUACGUCUCAAAAUGUUAAUCCACAAACAACAAUGAGUCCAAUGAUACCGGUUAACAGCACGAAAGAAGUCCUAGAACCCUGUCUGCAGAAUGUAGUCUCUACAGUUUAUUUGGGAACAGAAUUAAAACUCAUGUAUAUUAAUGUAAGAACAAGAAACUCGGAGUAUAAUCCAGCAAGAUUUACUGGAUUGAUAAUGAGAAUACAAAAUCCUAGAGCAACAGCGUUGAUUUUUCGCUCAGGUAAAUUGGUGUGUACCGGUGCAAGAAGUGUGGACGACUCGCGUUUGGCAGCGAAGAAGUUUGCUAGAAUAAUUCAGAAGCUUGGAUUUUCUGCAAAAUUUAUCGACUUUAAAAUACAAAACAUAGUCGCAACAUGUGACUUAAAAUUCCCAAUUAGAUUAGAAUCUCUAAAUCAAAUGCAUGGUCAAUUUUCCAGUUAUGAACCGGAACUAUAUCCUGGACUGACAUACAGAAUGGUAAAUCCUAAGGUGGUACUGUUGAUAUUUGUCAAUGGAAAAGUUGUAUUAACAGGUGCAAAAGAAAGAAAGGAAUUACAGGCCGCAUUAAAGAGCAUAUAUCCAGUAUUAAAAAGUUUCAAGAAGCAAUAAUCCGUGUUAUCUGUUUGGAUGAACAGAAUGAAUGUUUUCAUAAAUAAAAUGACAAGAUAAUGUAAAUAUAUAGUUAAAUUUUAUGACGAAAAAGAAGCUCAAGGAACCUGUAUAAAACACGAGAUAUUUAUAUUUUGUACAUUUUGUAUAGUUUUAUAAUAACAGUUAAGAAAUAUAAUUAAUAUUUCGUAUAUCGAUUUUGAUAAGGAAUAUGUAUAUUUGUGUGUGUGUGUGUGCGCGCGCGCAUACGUGUCUUUGGGAUUCUAUGGAAAAGGAAGUAAUUGUUUGCGUGUGCGUGUGUAUGCAUGGUUCUGUGUGUAGCAACAUAUCAUAUCAAAAUAAAACUAAUAAAUAGAAUUUUACAUAUAUGCUAUUUUACAAUACAUGUACAUAUAAUUUGCAUAUGUUGUCACAAUUAGUUUGAAUGCACACACAUUGUCAACACUU
This is a messenger RNA of Ooceraea biroi (clonal raider ant), 1448 nucleotides long. RefSeq names its product TATA-box binding protein-related factor (gene Trf). Gene Ontology annotation, biological process: DNA-templated transcription initiation. The record is from RefSeq and is a predicted model, not a curated record. Gene Ontology annotation, molecular function: DNA binding. Lineage: Eukaryota; Metazoa; Arthropoda; Insecta; Hymenoptera; Formicidae.